This is a messenger RNA of Ectocarpus sp. CCAP 1310/34, 1671 nucleotides long. The record is from the annotation of a GenBank genome assembly. NCBI's taxonomy places the organism in Eukaryota, Phaeophyceae, Ectocarpales, Ectocarpaceae.
AUGGCGACACAGGUCAAGCUUUCUGUAGGCGGCACAACAAAUGUGCCGUCCCUUGCCGACCAAAUCAAGCGCUUCCAGCCGAGGGUUUUCAGCAACACCGAGAGCGCCUCAAGAGUAUUCGACCGCUCAGCCAAGGACAAUCCGGCGCGAGAGGCGCUGACAAUCAAGUGCGUCAAGGUCAUCGUCGACAACUUCGAACGGCUGCCAGCGCACGACGCCACCGGUGGGUUCAAUGUCGGUUACCGGAAGUACGACGACGAGAAUGGCGAUCGUCGUCAAGACGAAACGAAGGAUGGCGGCGGCGGCGGCGGCGGCGGAGUUGACGCUAGCCCUGCCACAGCAGCGUGGAGCGCGGCGAAGCGAACCGACCCUGCCGGGCGCGAUGCAGGAUUUGGCGGGAUGGGCGAGGGAGACGGGGGGGAGACCAAGCUGGAGGGAGAUGAUGAGCUGCCACAUCCUCAGCAACAAGAGGGCAGGGUCAUACCCGCGAAGUUUUUGCAGCUGAUAAGCGCUGGCUUGAGUACUGACUUGGAUCCAAAGGUAGGAGCUUUGUACGUGUUUGACGAGAACUACUGGAAACGGCGAUGCGUGGAGAAGCUUGGCUGGCAAAACUGUCAGAUCGCCGAGCACGGGCUGACAUGGAAGCAGCUGUUUUUUGAGGCCCACGUGAGCACCCAGCUGGAGACGUUCGACGCCCAGAAGGAGACGUUCGACCACCUCCUGGAGUUCCUUGCGUCGUGUCAGGAGUACGUCUUCACCCUCCGCAUCCGACAGCUCUUGGCGCACCCCGACAUGCGCGCGGUGUGCGAGGUCCUACAGAACCUCACCAUGGAUCCUCUGGCUGAGGGAUGCGAGGUCAACGUUCUAGCGACAACGGCAUGUGUUUACAUUAGCACCACCCCUCCACACACCGUGCCCCCCACGUGGCAAACUCCGUGGCUGGCAAGAAAGCUGGACGUGACGUACAGCGUAAGCUCCAUCGGCAUGAAGUACGAGCGCAUGCUCUUCGGGAUGAAAAUUUCGGACGCGAAUUGCUUGGCCAAGGCUAUCCAGGCAACCCAGACGAUGGCCUCGCUGGUGUUGCAGGGGAACCUGAUAGACGACGACCUCAUGCGGAUGCUCAUGACCGGGCUCAUCAGGAACUCCACGAUUACGUACUUGGACGUGAGCCACAACAAGAUCACCAACCACGGUGCGAGACUGCUCUCCAAACUACUCGGCGAGAACAGCGUCCUUACCACGCUCAACCUGGCGGACAACCAGAUCCACGCGGAGGGGGGCCGGUAUAUCGGCCGCGCCCUUCGGGGAAACACGUCGCUGGUGACCCUCAACCUCCGGCUGAACCGCCUGACGGACGAGGGAGGGAAGAUGCUCGUAGAGGGACUGCACGACAACCGGACCCUGGCCUGCCUCAACCUCAGCGCGAACUCAAUAGCGCGCGAGGCUUGUUCUUCGCUGAGCAUGGUGCUCAGAAAACCCGGGAAGGUGCUGGCAACGCUGGACCUCAGCUGCAAUGAGUUGCAGGACGACGACAUCCGGUUGCUUUGCGUCGCGCUGGAGAGGAACUCGUCGCUGACCUCCAUCGACCUCCGCAUGAACGACGUUUCGGCGGACCUCGAGAACCUGGAGAAAAUCGAGGUAGGGAGACGGCUCGCGGUUGAUCUUGGUUGA